AUGAAGCGGAAUCGCAUCCAGUUCGAGGCCAAUGGGGAGCACUCGUCUUCUUCCCCUAUCGGAAAUGGCGGUGUUGGAGGAGGUGGAGGAGCAGGCAAUGGAGCGCCAGACGAUGAAGCGCAGGGCCCCUUUCGACAUAUACCCAAGAUCUCGCGCAAGAUCCGCGCCUGUACUGAAUGUAAGCGACACAAGGUGCGCUGUGAUAUGAAGCCCGGGAGUCAGACGUGCCAGCGAUGCCAGCGAAUGGGGUUGCAAUGCGUCGUCAACAAGAGCCUGCAGACGUUGUUGGAUGACGAAGCAGAAUGGAAGGGCAUGAUGGAAUCGGCCAUAUCGGAUUUGUUGCGAAAAGCUCAGCUACCCGAACUGUCCUAUUACCAUGGAAGCGACCCAUCGACGCCCCAGACUCGACUGACUGAGAACGAUCGCAAACUAUCUACCGUUUCCGUCGAAGCCACACCCCAUGCCGAGGACAACAGCGGCACGCCGCAGAAUAAUGGGAGCGGCCAUUCUCGUCGUCCGAGUUCGGUCUACCGAUCACAUCGAGAACAGUCGCACUAUUCCCCAGAAAGAGAAGAACCCGGGACGGCAACUAUAGUGACAGCCCCCAUGGGCAGUCUUUUUGAAGUCACCCAGCUGAGUCAUUCUCGAGAAAACUCGCCCACGCGCCAGUAUGCUCCGGAUCGUUUGGUCGCUGCCGAUUUCAUAUCUCGGGGCGUUGUGGACCCUCUCGAGGCCGAAGAACUUUUCACCUACUUUUACCGACGAUUAAAUCAUUAUUUAUGGGAUGGAAUGGUCAUGCCUCAUACAAGACUGAUAUCGGUCCGACAAUCCUCCACACUCCUUACUUCUGCCGUUUUGGCUGUAGCAGCUCUUCAUAUUCCCGGUAGGGAACGGACAUUCGAUACUUGCUAUGCAGAGUUUGCUAGGCUUGCAUCCGAGUCAAUGUUGAAUCGGCACCACAGUCUUGAUGAUCUCCGAGGUCUGUGCAUUGGAGCGUUUUGGCUAUCUGAUGUCAGCUGGAAGUUGUCUGGCUACGCAGUCCGCAUCGCGACAGAACGCGGUCUUCACCAGUGUUACCGUAAAGCUAUGCAGGGAUUGCCUGAACACAGAGAACCCGCUCAGCUGUGGUAUAUUCUCUAUGUUCUGGAACAUCAUUUUUCAAUUGCAUAUGGCCGACCACCCAUCAUUCACGAAGAUGUUUGCAUUGCAAAACACGAAACUUUUCUGAACAUGCCCGGGGUUGGACAGCGGGAUACGCGAAUGCACAGUCAAGUUGCUUUGUUCAUCAUCCUAACCCGGAUCUACCAUGCCUUUGGCCCCGAUGUGGAUUUAGAAGUCCUUGAGCACGAGCUGCCGAAAAUCGAAAUGUUCGACAAAGAUCUCGAGAACUGGAAGAGAUCCUGGUCGAGUCGAAUAGUGGGCAAUGAAUUUGUUGGCAGCUACCCGUAUAAAGGAAUAGCCCUGCAUUACAAUUUCUCCCGUCUGACAGUAAACUCCCUAGCUCUGAGAACUUAUCAUUCGGCGAAUUCGUUCCGGCCGCUUUCGGCAGAGCGCAAGAAAUACGUGGAGAUAGCCAUUGACUCUGCCAUGUCGACCUUGCAGAUGGUGCUGGACGAGCCCGACAUUCAAAAUAGUCUUGUGGGAGUGCCUCUCUUCUUACAUAGUAUGAUCACCUUUGCCGCCGUGUUCUUGCUCAAGAUCGCAGUCAAGGUGCACCCUAGCUGUGUGACCGCUCCUGUCAGCCAGCGAAACUCGCUCGCCGCAGCGGCCUUGCCAAUCGAUGUCUCGCGCGUGCUAGGGACGAUUGAGAAGAUUGUCGAUUUGAUGAUUUCAAUCAGCGAAAAGGCGAGCGAGCGACAUGUGAGCCAUCACAUCGCCCGGGGUCUGGGAAAGAUGAUGGAGGGAUUCCGAGAGUGGGAGGAGAAGCAUACAAGCCCUGGCAGACUGCCACCACGCCCGCAACAGCCAAGUUGGCUGCAUGAUACGCCUUCGCUGUUUAACCCAGUCUCUCUCAGCAAUCCGCAAACCAUUGGAGAGCGCGCGACAAUACUCAACCACCCACCGGCCAUGUUGGGUGUUGCGCCGCUCUCGUCGGAGCGUGGAAACAAUAACAAUAAUGGCGGGAAUAACAAUCACAGCAACAACAACAACAAUCAUAACAACCACAAUAAUAAUAACGGAUUCCCAAUGUCCACGACUGGGGCAAUGGAAAAGUCAUUGGGAGGCCUCUCUGAAGGGUCAUUGGAUCCCAUGAUGACGGACCUGUGGGGAUUCGACGAAGAGUAUUUCCCCACCGGAGUCUUUGAUUUCUUACAGUCACAAAUGCCGGCGUGA
Talaromyces rugulosus is the source of this 2334-nucleotide messenger RNA. RefSeq lists its product as uncharacterized. Lineage: Eukaryota; Fungi; Ascomycota; Eurotiomycetes; Eurotiales; Trichocomaceae. The record is from RefSeq and is a predicted model, not a curated record. Gene Ontology annotation, cellular component: nucleus. Gene Ontology annotation, biological process: regulation of DNA-templated transcription; DNA-templated transcription. The coding region runs from base 1 to 2334 and encodes 777 amino acids. The transcript is spliced from 4 exons. Gene Ontology annotation, molecular function: DNA-binding transcription factor activity, RNA polymerase II-specific; zinc ion binding; transcription cis-regulatory region binding.